GUAUAAGUAAUUUAAUUCGUAGAAGCUAAUCAAAAAUAAAAAGGUCACGAUUAGUGACCCUUGCGCAUGUUACUUGAUUCCAUUGACUAAAAUUUAGCAAAGAAAGAAAGUGAAACUAAAUAGACGUGCAGUGUAAAGUGAAUGUGUCGUAAUAUUUGUUCGAGUAAAGUAUACUAAGUACAUAUUCUCAUGACAAAUCACGUGCGAUCAAGAAUGCAAUAAUAAAAUUUCCUUUUACAUCCUUUUGCUUGUUAUACAAAUGCACUAUAUACUUACCAAUGACCCAGAUAGGUUAUGCCAUUAUGAUACCUGAUCUAAAUUUUUUCGCCUACAAUUAUACUAAGAAGUACUAUGUCUGCUUCAUUGUUUAAUACAUUCACUCAAAGAGUUUACAAUGGAAUGGAAUGGCUCUAAAGAAAUGGAGGAACGGAGGUGCAUUGCUGAUACAGGGAAAACAUUAAGAAAGUAUGGAAGUACAGCUAAACAUAUGAUGAGAGCAGAGAGCUUAAUAAAACAUAUUGUUGUGUCUACGGAUACACUUCAAGGAAUUGCGUUGAAGUAUGGCGUUACAACAGAACAAAUAAGAAGAGUUAAUCGACUGUGGGCAUCAGAUAGUUUAUUUUUACGAGAAUAUCUCCUUAUACCUGUUAGCACAGACAGCCCAUUAGCUUCGUCUGUUGAAUGUGCUGUGUACAAUGAUUCAGAGUGUAAUUCUACUCAAAAUGUAUCUAGUCCAUCCGUAAUAUCGCCAUUAGAUGAUGAAAGUUCAGCUGAUGACUUUUUAGCAAAAAUGGAUACUUGUAUAGCUAAUGUUAAAAAAGAUAUUAAACGUGCUCAAGGAAGUAGUGAAUUCUGUAAUGAAGGUAAUGAUACUUAUGUGCAACAACGAAGAACAUCUAAUAAGUUUAAAGAUUCACUUCCUUCAAAUACACAUAUAUCAGCCCAUUCAUCAGAAUUAAGGCUCUCAUCCUCUAGUGAUAUGCAAAAUUUUCCAACUGCUGUAGUUAUGACCCAGGGAAGAAAAGUAAAAACGUCAUUACAAAGACUUCAACAGCAACAGGAUGAAAUGUUCCAAUUGUAGCAUCUAAAUCUUAUUCAUGUAUAAUAUUUUACAAUUCAGCAGAUGUUAUUAAAGACCUUGCUGAAAAGAGCACUCUAGGUAUCAAUGUGUACAAAACAUUUCUUUAUUUGACAUAAGUUAUUCUAAAAUUAAUAUCUUCAUUGUGUCUUUCGUGUUUUUUUGACACUUAAUCCAUCUCAUCUGAUAGAAAUUAUUGAUAUUAAUUACAUAUGAAGGACAUCAUUAGAUUAUUUUUUUUAUAUUUGGUUACAAGUAAUUUUGAAGACUAUAAGUCAAUCAGUUUUGUUCGACCAAAUACUUUGAAUUCUUAGUAUGGACCAUAUGUGCCUUUGAUAUAUAUUUGUACACAUUAUACAAUAAUUCUGUUAUUCUCUUAAAGUAUGUAAAUAAAUACUACAUCUUGUUACAUACAUUGUAAUGUGUACCAACAGACGAGCAGCAAUUGACAUUGCAUAAAAUAUUGGAUUUUUCAUUAAAAGGCACACUAUAACACAUUUACAGCGAAAUAAAGACAAUAUACUAUAUAGUUUCAAUAGGAGCUAUUGGUAGUUACAAUGAUUUUUCAAGAUAUAGUAAAAUGAUAUCUACUGUGAAA
Messenger RNA from Vespa mandarinia (Asian giant hornet), 1676 nucleotides. It is a transcript of the gene red, whose product is annotated as LysM peptidoglycan-binding domain-containing protein red. NCBI's taxonomy places the organism in Eukaryota, Metazoa, Arthropoda, Insecta, Hymenoptera, Vespidae. The record is from RefSeq and is a predicted model, not a curated record.